ACCUCCCACACACGGAGGAGAACACAGCAUAGGUUGCACUCUUCUUGUUCUGAACUCCAUCCUAUCCUAUCCUUUCCUAUCCUGUCCCAUAUAUCUCUCCCCUUUCCCCUCACCAUGAGUUCUGAGGCGGCUAUGGCAUGGUCCACCGGCCUCUGCGACUGCUGCGAAGAUGCCGGCAACUGCUGCCUGACAUGCUUCUGCCCAUGCGUAACCUUCGGUCGGAUCGCCGAGAUUGUUGACAGAGGAUCCACCUCAUGCGGGACGGCUGGACUGCUGUAUACUCUAAUGAUGUUCGUCGUCGGGCCACCCUGGAUAUACUCGUGCUUCUACCGGACCAAGCUGAGGCGGCAGUACUCGCUGCCGAAGGAACCCUGCAACGACUGCCUCGUCCACUGCUUCUGCCACCACUUGGCUCUCUGCCAAGAGUACCGCGAGCUCCAGCACCGGGGCUUCGACAUGAUCAUAGGGUGGCAAGCGAGCAUGGAGAGGAAGAGGCAGGGACUCUCUGUCUAUAUAUAUGUGUGUGUGUGUGUGUGUGGAGGGAAAUGGAAUGGGAAGUUAGCUGGGUGUUUGCGGUGUUUUUUUUUGUAGGGUGGCAAGCGAACAAGGAGAGGAAGAGGCAGGGACUCUCUCUCUCUCUAUAUGUGUGUGUCUGUGUGUGUGUGUGUGUGUGGAGAGGGAAAUGGAAUGGGAAGUUAGCUGGUUGUUUGCGGUGUUUUCUUUUUUUGUAGGAUGGCAAGGGAACAUGGAGAGGAAGGGGCAGGCGGCGACGUUACCACCAGGGACUCAAGGCAUGAGCCGUUAACCCGUUCCAAGUUUGCCUACAAUGUGGAGGAGAAUGCUACUUAUUCCUACAAGGAGCGAAGGACGUACUUUGUUCCUUUCUAAAAGCUAGUAUGUAAUAAGAGUAUUUUGUUCGAGUGUGUGAGUUGGGCUGCAUGGGUGACGACGUGUUUGAAUAAGCCGGACCGCUAGGGUUUGUGCAUCGCCUUGACUGCUCCCGGAAAAUUAUUGUUGGUGCUAUUGGCAAUUUCUCGAAAGCUUUGACAUGUUGAUAUUGGGAAGGAGCAUGGA
Molecule: messenger RNA, 1074 nt
Organism: Phoenix dactylifera (date palm)
Lineage: Eukaryota; Viridiplantae; Streptophyta; Magnoliopsida; Arecales; Arecaceae
Source: RefSeq, a predicted model, not a curated record